Messenger RNA from Parascedosporium putredinis, 2055 nucleotides. Lineage: Eukaryota; Fungi; Ascomycota; Sordariomycetes; Microascales; Microascaceae. The record is from the annotation of a GenBank genome assembly.
AUGUUUCGACUCUAUCCCCCUUUAAAGAUGUCGAAGCUGGCCAUCGCCGCCGAAACGGAAGAGGACAAAUACGACGUUGCGACUGCCGUUCGGUGCCUAGACUGUGAUAUAGAUCUAGACAAAACCGCACCCAAAUUGGCGGGCCUGAUCGAUGGCAUCAUGGCGGCUAGCACAUUCUCGCGAAAAGAGGAGGUAAAGGCAUGGGAACAGGAGCUCAUAUCUUGUGAACACAUCCUUCUGCUAAACCAGCAGGACUCCAAGCCCACCGAAUCUGGCGACCUUGGGCACUGCUCCAAGUGUGAUUUGAAGGAAAACCUGUGGCUUUGCCUCGAAUGCGGCAAUCUGGGGUGUGGCAGGCAACAGAUGGGUGGCGUUGAGGGUAACUCUCAUGGUCUUGCUCAUGCGCUUGAUUCUAGCCAUGGCGUUGCUGUCAAGCUGGGAUCCAUUACACCAGAGGGGAACGCGGAUGUUUACUGCUACAAGUGCGACGAAGAGCGCAUUGACGACAAUCUUGGUCAACAUCUAGCACAUUGGGGCAUCAACAUCGCGGACCGGCAAAAGACGGAAAAGAGCUUGACGGAAAUGCAGAUUGAGCAAAAUCUCAAGUGGGACUUCUCCAUGACGACUGAGGAUGGUAAGGAGCUGAAGCCUCUAACCGGCCCUGGUCUCACUGGUCUUAAGAACCUUGGGAACAGUUGCUAUCUGGCUAGCAUUAUUCAGUGUCUUUUUGACUUGCCUGCGUUUAAAUCUCGCUACUUUGAUACUAACGACGCCCUGCCUAUCGUCAAUGAUCCGGCAUCCGACCUCGAGACCCAGCUGAGGAAAAUGGGACACGGUCUCCUGUCUGGCCGCUAUUCGAAGCCGGAUUCCGAUGCACCCACCUCCGACCAUUCAGAGCUAAGAUAUCAAAGGGGCAUUGCUCCGGCCAUGUUGAAGCAUCUUGUGGGCCGUGGACAUGGUGAAUUUUCGACCAUGCGUCAGCAGGAUGCAUUCGAAUUUCUUCAGUAUAUAUUCACGCUUAUCCAGCGAUCGAAUCGAGCCUCUGGAAAGCCGGACCCGACGGACGAUUUCCGUUUCGUGUCUGAGCACCGCCUCCAGUGUCUUGAGUGCAAGAGAGUACGAUAUACUACGACAGAGCAGGAUAAUAUCUUUGUUGAUAUCCCAAAGGAGAAGGUUGCGGACGAGUCAGGCCUCACGGAAGGUGGUGAGAGCAAUCCGGAAGUCUAUCGACCGGUCACUCUCAAUGAAUGCCUCGACAGGCUUACCGCACCAGAGAUAGUUGAGCUUGCGUGCUCGGCCUGCGGUAGCAAGGGAGGCUUCACGAAGCAGUUCCUCGACGUCCCUGUUAUUGUUCCCCAGGGCGAAUUCUCGUUUGACGAGUACAUGUCAUCAGGCUUACAGUCCGACGAAGUGGAGCUUCCCGAUGUGCCCGAGCCCGGAAAACCGGCCUUUGUCGCAAAUCCUGCUGCGGUAGAACAGCUCCUGAGCAUGGGCUUUUCCCAAAAUCGAUGCGAUAGAGCGCUCCACGCGACCGGAAACUCCAGUGCCGAUGCUGCGAUAGAAUGGCUUUUUGCCCACAUGGACGAUCCAAACGUUGAUCUGCCGCUUGACCUUGCUGAGGACAAGAAGUCGGGACAAGAUGCGGACCCAGCGCAAGUAGAAAUGUUGGUAGCUAUGGGAUUCGGAGAACCCCAAGCAAAGAAGGCCUUGCGGGAGACGGGUGGUGAUACCGAGCGAGCCGUGGAGUGGUUGUUUAGCCAUCCCGAUGACUUGGGGCUCGUCGAAGAGGAUACGGCUGCGCCCGCCGAGCCAAGCGGGGCGAAGGAGCUUCCUGGCAGCUCCAAUCAGCCAGCCAAGUACAGACUACAGUCGAUCGUCUGUCACAAGGGAACAAGUAUCCAUACUGGACACUACGUGGCAUUCAUCCGAAAGAGCUUGUCUGGUAGCGACAGCGAAACCUCCUGGGUCUUAUUCAACGACGAGAAGGUUGUGGAGGCUACGGAUGUGGACGAGAUGUCCAAGUUUGCUUAUGUGUAUUUUUUCCAGCGUGUUUAG